Molecule: messenger RNA, 1079 nt
Organism: Scomber scombrus (Atlantic mackerel)
Lineage: Eukaryota; Metazoa; Chordata; Actinopteri; Scombriformes; Scombridae
Gene: tpt1
Product: tumor protein, translationally-controlled 1
Exons: 6
Coding region: 100-612 (170 amino acids)
Cellular component (GO): cytoplasm
Molecular function (GO): calcium ion binding
Source: RefSeq, a predicted model, not a curated record
CUCGGCCCAGAGGCCUGAUCGCUCUUUUCCCUCUUCCGCGCUGUUGGGGCGGCCAUCCUCUUCUCACUCUCUGGAAGAUUUAACAUCGAAGCCGCUAAAAUGCGUAUCUACAAGUGUCUCAUCAGCGGUGAUGAGAUGUUCUCGGACAUCUACAAAGUCAAAGUAUCCGAUAGCGGCAUCUUCUAUGAAGUUGAAGGAAAGACCGUCACCAGGACAGAAGGGUUUGACGAGGCUUUAAUAGGUGCCAACGCCUCUGCUGAGGAAGCGAUAGAGGGCACUGAGUCCAGCUCCGUCUCAGGCGUCGACAUUGUCCUUAACCACAAACUGCAGGAGACAGGCUUCACCAAGAAGGCGUACAUGACCUACAUCAAGGAAUACAUGAAAGCCAUCAAGACCAAGCUCGAGGAGGGCAACCCAGAUAGAGUGAAGGAAUUUAUGCAAGAUGCCCAGACAGAAAUUAAGAAGAUCCUCGGAAACAUCGAUAACUACCAGUUUUUCACAGGGGAGAAAAUGGACCCAGAGGGCAUGGUUGGACUGCUGGACUACCGUGAAGAUGGCAUCACACCAUUCAUGCUUUUCUUCAAAGAUGGUCUGGAGGUUGAGAAAUGUUAACUACCUGAAACUACAUCUGCUUUUCAACUGGCCGCUGCUUCCUGAAUGCUCCCACCCAAACACCCCCCUGCCCCUCCCCACCCUGUAAGACCAGACAGCAGGAGCACUAUUUUACAUCAUGCCUGAACAGAAACAUUCUUGUAAAUUCACAUCGUGGCCCACCGCACUAAUCCAGAGGCUGGGUGAAUCAAACAUGAUUAGUCACUGAAUACAGUUUUUAAACUUUCUUUUGGCUUUUGCAGUGUUUGAUUUGUGUCCCAGGAUUAGCCCAGUUUUUGUAAUUUGAAAAGUGAAAAAAAAGAAGGCAGGGUGGUGAGUGGUCGUCUUCUGCCUGUGUUUUAGCAAUGAUCCAUAGACAGGUCGACCACCUCAGACCUCUUUGGGUUUUUUGGUUGCAUUAAAUACAAUUCCAUCUUCCUCGAAAAAGACUUGUAGUUUUAAUUUGAAAAUAAAAUCUAGCACCACCA